This is a messenger RNA of Parnassius apollo (apollo), 1470 nucleotides long. The record is from the annotation of a GenBank genome assembly. Lineage: Eukaryota; Metazoa; Arthropoda; Insecta; Lepidoptera; Papilionidae.
AUGACCGCUAGCAAUCCACCAGAGGAGAAAACAGUCGAUUUGGAAGAUAUAUUAUCAAAGUUCAGUAUAUCUGGUAGAUACCACUUACAAAUAGCAGCUUUGGCAAUUUUAGUGUUCGCGUCUAAUUCUAUUUAUUGUUCAAAUUACAUUUUCGUUGCUGAGGAAAUAAAUUACAGGUGUACUAAAUAUUCCAUUGGCGAUAACUCUAGCGGUGAUUGUAUCGAAUGGGUGUAUGAUAAGCCGGACUCCUUCGUAGCAGAAUUUCAGCUUGCAAAUCAAGAAUGGAAGAGAACUUUUGUUGGCACCGUACACAGUUUUGGAAAUAUGGUUGGUUUAUUUAUAGUGGGACCAAUGUCGGAUAGGUUUGGAAGAACAACGAUGCUUAUUGUAACUGGUGUACUCGGUGGGGUGUUUGGUUUAGCUAGAAGUUUUUCGCCUUGGUACUGGUUGUAUGUUGCUUUUGAAUUCUUAGAAGCUUCUUUGGGUGAUUUAUGUUCUCCAGCAUAUAUUUUGAUUACAGAAGUGGUUUCAACAAUUCAUAGAAUAAAAUUUAUUUUACUGUGCAGUGUUGGUUACACUUUUGGAGGUUUCAUUAUUUCCUUCUUGGCAUGGCUUAUUCCAUACUGGAGAACAUUACUACAAGUAUUAUACGCGCCGGCAAUUUUUUUCUUCCUUUAUAAAUAUGCAUUAGAUGAAAGUCCGCGCUGGUUACUGAUAAAAGGACAAAACGAUAAAGCUGUGAAAAUACUUGAAAAUGCUGCCAACAAAAAUAAGCUACAAAUUGAUAAAAAAUCACUUGAAAAACUUUCAUGUCAAAAUAAUAAAGAAACAGAAUUUUUAAAUAUAAUUAAACGCACUUUCAAAUCUAAACAGUUACGAAUAAGAUUCUUUGUGUGUCUAGUAUGGUGGACAACUUCGACCUUUGUUAAUUACGGAUUAACCAUUAAUUCUGUAUCAUUACAAGGCAACAAAUAUAUUAAUUAUGCACUGUUAUCUAGUGUCGAUAUACCAGGCAUUUUCAUAAUUGGUUAUAUACUCCUAAACUUUAAACGGAAACUGCCACUAGUAUGCUGUUUCUUUGUUGCAGCAUUACUCUGCAUUUCUCAGCCGUUGGUGUCCUCGGAUUUGCCUGCGUUGUCAACUUUUUUAUAUAUGACAGGAAAAAUGAUGUCCUCCUUUUAUUUUAGUAUCACCUACUUGUAUACAUCUGAAUUAUUUCCUACUUACACUAGAAAUUCAAUGCAUGCAAUUUGCUCAUCUCUUGGACGGAUUGGAUCUAUAAUUUCUCCGCAGACGCCAUUACUGACGCGGUACUGGUUUGGUUUGCCGUCACUUAUAUUUGGCUUGACAUCACUGUUCGCUGGGUUAGUAACAUUUUUGGUGCCAGAUAUUUCAAAUGAUGCUUUACCUGACACUAUUCGUGAAGCUGAAGAACUUGGAAAAACGAAGAGCAUAGACUUAAAAAGAUAG